AUGCUACUGACGAAGCUGAAUGCUAACUACAGUGCUGAAAAGUUUGAUUGGGAAUGGUUGACAUCUCCUAGCCAAAGCAAUGGAUUUGAUUGUGGGAUGUUUACAAUCAAGUUUAUAGAAUUUUUGCAUGCUGGGAAGAAUGUUGAAGGCGUAGAUCAAUCUCGGAUUAUAAGAGAGCUCGCGCCAGAUCGAGUCAGCCAAAUUACUGGAAGAGUGCCUCAAGGACGAGUUGAAGAGCCGGGAGCUCCGGCGGUGGCAAGAAGAGGUGAAGAGGAUUAUAAAAUCGGUUCUGCCGGCCAGCUCUCAUGCCGUUGA
Messenger RNA from Striga asiatica, 315 nucleotides. NCBI's taxonomy places the organism in Eukaryota, Viridiplantae, Streptophyta, Magnoliopsida, Lamiales, Orobanchaceae. The record is from the annotation of a GenBank genome assembly.